This is a messenger RNA of Psilocybe cubensis, 2532 nucleotides long. RefSeq lists its product as uncharacterized. The transcript has a single exon. Lineage: Eukaryota; Fungi; Basidiomycota; Agaricomycetes; Agaricales; Agrocybaceae. The record is from RefSeq and is a predicted model, not a curated record. The coding region runs from base 1 to 2532 and encodes 843 amino acids.
AUGCCUUCUGCUCUGCCUUCAGCAGAUCCCGCGAAACAAUGGUGGUCAAUUUCCAAGUCUACCAGCUCCAAGGACCUCCGUCAAAAAUAUGUGCAGGAUGGCCAGUCCCAACGACCAGCGCCCCAAGUUAAGUCUUCGGGCAAGUUCACCUCUUUUGCCUCCGCUAUUGGCCUCAAGUCGAAAAAACCACAUCCCUCUCUUGCAAUUCAAGACCCUCCUAUGACCACGAAUAAUAAUGCAAAUGUUGUAUCCUUGCCAUCACCGUCUCCUCUUUCCGAAUCUACACGACCAACCUCAACGGCCAAAUCAACCUCCUCUACCCGCUCCAGGGUCGAUUCUAUGCCCCGCACCCCCGUUGACUCUCAAAGGGACCACCGACACUCCCUACUAACUUUAUCUGACACCGACCCAUUUGCUGGCCGCCCGAUGAUUGCCGUUCCUGUACCACAUUUACCGUCGGAUCCCAAUCGCUUAUCCGCGUAUUCGAAUUCCUCUGUCACUGACCUCGUACAGAGGAAAGGAGAUCCCCCGACCUUCAACCGAGUUUCUUAUGCCUCUUCUUCCUCAAAUUCGCACAAUCAUGCUCUUGAUAUUCCCCACAUGAAUUCCCCCAUUUCUGCUAAAGAAAAGCAGGAGUUCAGGGAACUACACAACAAGUUGGUGCUUUCGUUGUCAAUGUCGGUAUCUAGAGCUAAAUGUGCCUUUUACAGACGUUCCAUCCCAAAUAUUCAAACGAAAUCAUCCAUUCAAUUGCAGACAUUGGGGUCCCUUUUGCCGUCAACGAUAUCCAGAAAUAGGUCCGGUUCUUCAGCAACGACGGGCAACGACUCUUACUUAAAAAAUUCUGUGGAUGGUCUGACAGGACCGAAACGACGUGCGAGGGGGAUGACCGACACCGCUGCAUCACAUCAGGCAGGUUUCUUUGUUGAAGAGCAUUCUGGGGCACGUAAAAUGAUCCAAAAAUCACCGACAUCGAACAAUGGCCCAUUUUCAUUAGAAUCAUCUGGCGUCCAUGAGCGACCGGUCUCCCCGAGGGUUGUAAUACGACAGCCAUCGUCGUCGCGCCUGUAUCACCCUCCCAGUGCCCCUCCCACCCAUCGUCUCCCUCCACCACCUCGGCCUCAAAGUAAAGAUUCAACAACUAGACCUUCUAGUCCACAUAGUCAGAUGGAAUCACCUAUUUCGUCGUCCAUGUCAUUUUCUUCUGCCAUAUCAUUAACAAACGACAUGUUUGCCAACCCUCCAUUUGCAUACCCGGACGAAGACAAAAGGGUUUCUGGUCGCAGCAUUUUCUCCCAAAUGACUUAUGACGAACUAGAGAUUAGCAUGUUUGAGAACGAACCCCGAACUGCACCAAAUUCGCCUCGGACUUUGAAGAAGGCUUUGUCACAGCAAUCGCUAUCCCGUCGUAUCCACACGUCUGCGCCUCCAACGCCUAAGACGCCACCAGAAUCUCACACUGAGAAGGAAAAAGGGACGCGAAAGCAGCGUACUUUUCAACAUCCUCGUUUACCUGUUCCUCCUAUUCCCCUACCUUCACUGGCGUCAACUUCAAAGUCUACCCCUAUGCCUUUCCCUUCAUCCUCUGAUUCCGUGACAUCGCCAACCCUGGAGCGAAGAAGGACGAGCACUGCCAGUUCGACGGGUAGAAAGAGAUUAUUCUCUCAUUCCAGUCAAAAUCGUCCGUCAACGGCUCAGGCAUCAUCAACCGCGGAUGACGAUUCAUUUUCUCUUUUCAGCACGCGUUCUGAUGCAGACUCACACAGCGGUCCUCACAAACUAUGGAAAACCUCGGCGAAGUCAAUACCGACUUCAUCCUUUUGGGAAGAAGGUUCUUCGGAAAAUAUGUCAAGUAGCCCUGCUCGUCCAAUUGAGUAUACACCACAGGCCAUUAUGUCGAAGGCGGAUUUGGCUAAAUUUGAGGCAAGCGUAGAGAGCUCCCCACUUAAGCCUGCCAGGCCUCGAGGGUUUUCAGUGUUGUCUUCCACGACAAAUGCUUCAGAUUUGGACAACGAUUCUGAAGUCAUACCCAUAGGUUUAUCACCACCACCACCACCUUCUAGGUCAAAUUAUGCAGCAAAAGCGAGUGGUGCAUCUGCCAAGAAAAUCCCCGCAUCCCCUCCUAUACCUCAACCAUUUGACUUUUCUGUGAUUCCUGAUGACAAUUUUGCUCAGGCGCCAUCUUCAGCCGUCAGUCAGGUGACUGUUAUUCGCCCGAGAUCUCCUGCGCUCAUCAGUCUACCGCCUCCACCCCGACGCCCACGCCCUACAUUAAUAACUCAGCCUGAGGUUUUGGAAGCAUCUCGUAUGCGAGGACCCCUCAGUGCAAAAAAUAUGAAAGCAGGUUCUGCACGAACCUCUACGGUAGAAAAGGCUAUGCAUCGUCGAUCCAUUAUGCGGAAAGCGUCUUUUCUUGACAUUGAUGAUGAUACGGAUCAAGAAACCGAGCCUGAACACGUAGAUGAGCAGAUAAAUUCAAGUUUCUUGGAUCUUGCGAGGGAAUCCUUUGAUUCUACGCGGACCGAUUCUUGA